AGUCUUGUCCGGGGUAUUGAAACAGAGCGGCAGCAUUUCUCUAGUCGAGGUGCAUGUCAGGACAUGUUGUCAUGCAUGGUGGAGAGGGCGUGGCGAAACAGGCAACCGCGGGAGUGAAAGCAAAGUGAUACGACUAUGAAACAGUCUCCCCUGUAAUCAACAUUUGGACCAUAGCUCCGUGAAAACGGGUUGGAUAAGCAUCGAUUUCCGUGGAAUAAAACAACACUAGACGGUUUGUAUGUGCUGACUGUUUUGACAAUCGUAGUGGGAAACGUGGAAUGUCACAAACUACAAGUUGACUUUCUUCAACAUCUAACGCAAGGACAAGUCGCGAGUCAAACAGCUUGUUGGACACAUAUUCUGAUGUCAACAAGCAAUCGACAGUGCCUCAACUACAGACAGAUUUACAGUAAUCACGAAUCAUCAGAUACAUCAAACUGCACCUGGUAUGGCCCGCCCCCAGACGGAGAGUGGAGUGGACCACCAUGGCCGGGGCAGACAACACAGCUGCCGCAUGGAGGUCCAGCGGCCAGACACCUGGCCUGGUGGCAGCAACAACCCUCUCCAGGCUGCAUACCACCAGUCCUGCCAACUGCUCCCCAACAUGGACACCCAGCCCAGGCAGGGCUCUCUGCCCCCCCAGCCACAGAGAGAAGCCUCCCCACCCCCCAGUACCCAUCCACUGGACACCCCCACAAGAGCAAGCACAGACCCAGACAGAGAGCUCCAGGACACCACAGCCAGGGAUCCCCUGCCUGACCUGCUGCCCCAGAGAGAGCGCUCUCCCCAGGCUUCUCCCCAGCACAGAGCCCCUGUAGUAGCGGACCCGCGGUUGGACAACGAGGUGGUGGAAAGAGUGGCCAACCAGCUCAAGAGAAUCGGUGACGAUUUGAACGCUACGAUCCUCCAGAGAAUGGGUGGCAUCCCCCAACGGCAGGACUGGAGAGGCCUAUGUCUAGGAGUCCUCAACUUCCUCUCGGAUACCCUCAGCAUUCUGUACCGACUGAGAUAGACUGACCCUAGGGAUUGGACACGCCGGAGCUCCCUACUGGACCAAUCACAGACUGCUUCAGAAUGGACUCAGUCCGCUGGAUCGGAUGAACCCCUUUUGUUUAGUCUCUUUUGUACAUCUUGUGUAUAUAUAUAUAUAUGUAUAUAUAUAUAUAUAUUUUUUUCAAUCUCUCUCCUGAUGAAGCAUUCUGACCCAGGUUGGUCUCCCAGACCGUGUGGGCUUGUGUGUGUUCCUGUCCUUUCUUGUAAACUGUGAAGCACACUGAUGUGUGGUGUGGUGGCGACGUGAGGGCUUUACCUAAGGUCAUGGUACAGUAGAAUGAGCAAUUCAACUGCUCGACAGCAUGGCUUGAUGCGGGUACUGAGGGGCCUGUGUAGAAUCCCCUGUAAGUCACACUAUGGUUAAUACGAAUCAGUUUAUAUCGCUGGAUGAGCCAAGCUUACUGCUGGGAUAAGUUAUAGCGAUAUACUAUAUGGGUUCUGCUGUAGAGGUCGGCCUAUAGUUUCAGACAGGACCAACUUGACUUGGUAAACAGAGCCAGUACACUCUUAGUAAAAACGGUUCCAAAAGGGUUAUCCGGCUGUCCCCAUAGGAGAACCCUUUUUGGUUCUCCUAUGGGCACAGCCGAAGAACCCUUUUAGGUUCUAGAUAGCACCUUUUUUUCCUAAGAGUGUAGUGGUGUAUAUAAAUUGAUAUGUAUGCUACUCUUCCCUUCAAAUCUGAAUACAUUUCAUUGACCUCUCUGUGCCUUUCUAUCGCUCCCAUCACCAGGACAAUCAGUGGUUGGUGUGUGGGACCCUGGAUGGAGCAGUGGUUGACACACACACACACACACACUGAACACUAUAUGAGCCAGUUACCAGACCAUCACUUCUAUUGGAGGCUCUGAGUUGAGCUGUAACACUGUCGGACAAUCCCACUAUUAUUACCAGUGUUAAAUUGUUUGUAUAUAUUUGUUUUGGGAGAUGGUGGUUUGGUUUGGAGGUGGAUAGGAGGAGCCAGUAACAAGCCAUCGUGAAGACCUGUUAUCAUUGGAUGAGAUUCAAUUAGCUUUAAACGUACUUAAAUUGUAAGUUCUCUGUUUGUGUUUGAAAUCUGCCACGUGUGCAGUUGUUUUUGUCUUUGGAUCAACAGUUGGAAGCAGUUAGUGUAUUUAAAUCCAGUGGAUUUGAGAUGGUAUUUCUGGUUAAAACAUGACUUGGAUGUUUAUCUUUUCAUGAUUACUAAAGAUUACUAAAUGAUAAUCAAAUUGCCCCUCAAUUGUAUAAUACAUGUAUUGUAGUUUGGGAGAAGAAACUGAAGACCUUUGUUUAUUUUGACGUUAAACACGUUUUGUAGCAUUUUGUUUCGUUUUCAAAAAUACAAUUUGUAUUUACUUUUUCUGUGUGAAAUAAGUUUUUUUUUCUUUUCAUUCCUAAUAAAAAAUGAAUUCUAAAUCUAUCUGAAAGCCAAGAACCCAUAAAAUGAGGAUGGAAUAAGCUUAAAGAUAAAUAUCUGACAAUAGACUGGAAGAACUUGACCAGUCAGUUCAUUCCCAGUUACACAAAGGGUGAACCGUCAACUGUGUUAGCGCAUUGAUAUUUGUCUUUGCCAAGGCAUUCCAUUGAAAAGUUUCCAUAGUCAGUUUGUACACAACGUUUUAUCUCAAAGCGUCCAGGAAAUCAGGGCUUUUAAGAAACACCAACCAUUUUUUGUGAACCAACAACUGUCCCUAUCAAUUCAAAGCAUUACAAAGAGGAACAACAUGUGUCCAAAUGUCUAGAAAGAGGUCACAACAACAAGCAAUGUAGUGGUUGAAAUCAGUUGAGAACAUUUGCAUGUCAAGUGGGAGAAACUGAGCCUUCACUGUAGCCAGCAGUUUAACCUUGAACCCAAGAGGUUAACACAGUCCCAACUUGCCAUGUAAACCUGAAACAGACGUUCUGAUGGAUACAACUGUGAUCAUCCUAUUUUCUGUGUUGCCAUACUGUAUCACUUAUAAGGCCUUAACAUUACUGCAGUCGAUGCUUUGUUUUCAGUUCAGGUUAUAGAUUUUUUUGAGCCCCUUUUUGCAAUGUCAUUACACCUUUAAGCAAAGAACCUGUGAGAAUAACCAAGCACCUUUUUUUCUGUGGGAAACUGGGCGUCCCCUAUAGCGUUCGGAGCACGUGUUGUUCAUUUCCUGUGACAGCCUCAUGACAUCCUGUGGUGUGUGCCGUGGCGUGGUUCACUUCCUGUGGCGACUAUGUGACUUCUUGUGGUUCCAUUCUCCAAUGUACUCUCUCACAGAGGGACGGCACUGCUGUAAAGUAGCACCACAUUUUUUGUGGGAAUCUCAUUCUCAGUUUCAUGCAGUGUAAAUUUGCUGUUUUUGACUUUUUUUUUUUUACUGAACUUUCUACAUGAAAUUUUUGUACAGAUUUGUUUCCUUAUUAACAAUAAAGAUAUGAAAUCUA
This is a messenger RNA of Oncorhynchus kisutch (coho salmon), 3447 nucleotides long. RefSeq names its product BCL2 binding component 3 (gene bbc3). The record is from RefSeq and is a predicted model, not a curated record. The transcript has 4 exons. NCBI's taxonomy places the organism in Eukaryota, Metazoa, Chordata, Actinopteri, Salmoniformes, Salmonidae. The coding region runs from base 449 to 1012 and encodes 187 amino acids.